AUGUCGUUUCUCGAGCGUCAAACGACGCGAAUCACCGGUACCGAACAUGACGCCCGCCGGCGCAGCGUCCUCAAUCCCUCGUCUUCGAAUAAGGUGCCCAAUGCGAAGAAACCACGCACGCGACCUCCGGUGUCGAUACGCGAUCAUCUCCCAUACCCGAACUCGACCCUCUCCCCCGCUUCAGGGCCAUACUCUAUAGGGAGUAUGGAGAUAGAAGUCCCCGUCGAGGACCCCCGACCAAUCUCAAACAUAAAACGCAAGGGCCGGCACCUUCUGCAAUUGGAGACUGUUUUAUUCACACUAUACUACCCUGCUUCAUUUGGAAGUGGAAACGGAAACGCUCCAGGUGGGGAGAAGAAAUGGAGUCGAGAGACAUGGCUUCCAAGACCACGCAUGGAAACGGCGAAGGGUUAUGCGCGUUUUGCUGGCAUACCGGGCUCCAUAAGCAUUGGGAUCUUUGGCGCGACCACCAUGCUCACGAAGUUGCGUGGUUAUAGGAACGCACCUCCUGCGACUCAUUGGCCUCCGGAAGACAACAUGAAGAAGAACGGUUAUAAAAUUAAGAACCAACAGGGCAAUCCGCCCGAGGGCAUGAGUAGGGAACCAACCUUCCCUCUGCUGAUGUUCAGUCAUGGUCUUGGGGGCUCUAGAACUGCAUAUAGCAGCCUAUGUUCUGAAUUCGCGAGCUAUGGCUUCGUCGUUUGCGCGGUGGAGCAUAGGGAUGGGAGUGGACCCCGGACCUUCAUCAAUCACAAGAAGCGAGGGAAGCGGAGGAAGGAUCCCCAGGGAGGAGGCAAGGCGAACCAUAGUGAUUGCGAUGGGGAUGAAGAGGAUGAUGAAGACUUCGAGAAGUUUCGGCACUUGGACCACACUGAAGAGGAGAUUGCGCAAGGCUAUCACCAUGUCGACUAUAUCUUUCCUAAAGACAACCCGAUGGACACCGCACCGAAUAACGAGCACGGCGUCGACGGUGAACUCCGAAGUGCGCAGAUUGAGAUGCGUCUCUGCGAGCUCGAGGAAGCCUACCGUGUGCUCAAGACCAUAUGUGCCGGUGACGGAGAAGAGAUCGCACGGCAGAAUCUACGAGGCGAAGGUUACGUUGGCGGCUCUUCUAGAGGCCUAGGUGGCAUCGAUUGGGCGCAAUGGAAAAAUCGCUUUCACAUAGAUAAGAUGACAAUGGCUGGGCACAGUUUCGGAGCAGCAACUGUAGUAGAAGUGCUCAGACAUACAGAACGGUUCACUAACGUGCAAGCUGGAAUCAUCUACGAUAUCUGGGGUGCGCCUGUAAAGCCACCAGUGGAUGACCCGAAGCACCGAAUACACCUCCCACUGCUGGGAAUCGCCAGCGAAGCGUUCAUGUACUGGCAGAAGAACUGGGACGCAUCCAUGUCUCUAAUGAAAGAGGCCAGCGAACAUGGCGCCCCGGCGUACCUCCUGACCGUCCGGGGCUCUAUACACAUCAACCAAAGCGACUUUUCGAUCUUGUAUAAGCAUGUUUCAUCGUUGUUCAUGAAGGCGACUGUUCAUCCUCAGAGAGCUAUUGACCUCAACGUCAGUACAAGUCUCGAGUUUCUUCGGUUAGUAACGCCGGAUUCUGGAGGUGGAAAGUCUAUCAUCAGUCGAUGUAUGACAGAUGAGAAGAUAUUGGAAACACCUCUCACAGAAGACAUACCCAACGACCACCGACCUGACGACCAAUGGAUAGCCGCUCGUCUACGAGUAGACAAUGAGUUCAGAAAAAGAUUGGCUGCUGGCCUGCAAAGGAAGUUUAGGCGGAAUUUCCAGGGCGGCAUGGGCACUGGAUACACUACUUCAGACGAAAUGUGGUGCUUCUACAAGCCUUCUGAUAAAAAUCUGCAAACAUGGAUCAACGCAGAAGACAGGGGAGAGAAGCGCAUAGACGAAGACCGCGCUACCGCAUCAACUGAGGAGAUUCAGAAUAGUGACCAUGCAGCUACCCAUGCGCUUAAAUCUACCUCGCCCACCCAGGGCGAUGCCAAGACGAACGAAAGCACACUACCAAACAACGACGGUGAGAACGCGAAGGAUGACCCCAGCCAGCAAACAGAACAUGGGGUUCGGGACAGAUAUGAUGAUGCUGAGAAGGACACUCUGGGGAAGUGUGGCGAAACGGAGGCAUUGACCGCUGCAGACCAGGGUGAAGAUACACUGUCAAGUAAUUGGUUGGGUGUGCUUCCCAAGCUUAGAAACGGACCGCGUCAGGCGUCAGCGUAG
This is a messenger RNA of Alternaria atra, 2235 nucleotides long. RefSeq lists its product as uncharacterized. The coding region runs from base 1 to 2235 and encodes 744 amino acids. The record is from RefSeq and is a predicted model, not a curated record. The transcript is spliced from 3 exons. Gene Ontology annotation, molecular function: 1-alkyl-2-acetylglycerophosphocholine esterase activity. NCBI's taxonomy places the organism in Eukaryota, Fungi, Ascomycota, Dothideomycetes, Pleosporales, Pleosporaceae.